This is a messenger RNA of Colius striatus (speckled mousebird), 2950 nucleotides long. It is a transcript of the gene KPNA6, whose product is annotated as karyopherin subunit alpha 6. The transcript has 14 exons. Gene Ontology annotation, biological process: NLS-bearing protein import into nucleus. Gene Ontology annotation, cellular component: cytoplasm; nucleus; nucleoplasm. Bases 851 to 2452 code for a protein of 533 amino acids. NCBI's taxonomy places the organism in Eukaryota, Metazoa, Chordata, Aves, Coliiformes, Coliidae. Gene Ontology annotation, molecular function: nuclear import signal receptor activity; protein binding. The record is from RefSeq and is a predicted model, not a curated record.
UCUGACUGCUGCUGUAGCUCUUGUAAGAGGGUUCUCAGCUCACAGAGUACCCAAAGUCAUUCCCAGUAUGAAUUAUUAGCUUAAUAGAGCUUUGCAGCAAUCCUGUCCUCUUUUCUUCAGCAGGGUGCUGGAGUGUCCCAGGCACCUGGGUGCCUGCAGCUUUUCCCCAUCAUGAGAAUGGAGAACUGUCAGGAGGGCAGCUUCUGGGCAGAGAUAGGUGGUGAGCAGGCUGCAGGCAGUGCCAGGGUAGUUUGUCUGGAGUGCAGCCUGUUGGGUGUGUUACAGGGGGCACCUGGGGCAGCUGCAGGCUGCACACACGGCUGCGGCUGAGCUGCUGUGGCACACAAGGGAAAGCUCUGUUGCUCAGCUUCCUUGGAGCGUGGAGGGGAAGCUGGGAGCCCUGCAGCUCUGCCUGGAACCACAUCACAACAGUUUUGUAAUUCUAGGGUGUGAGCUGAUCCUAUCUUCAUUUAAGGCUGGGCUUAGCUGGUUCUUACAGAGCAAACCCACCCUCCCUAGGAGAGAUGCAGCGCAAGGUGCUGCCCUGGGAGGAGGGUGUGUUGUGGUGCUGAAGGUGUCUGUUUUAAUGCAGCAGCUAAAACUUCAGAGCAAUUCAAGGGACUUGGUCUAGUUAAGCUUCUGAUGGCACUUUGCAGUGUAAAGCCAGACUUCUCAGAGCAAAGUGUAAAUCUGUGGCUUGAGUGUUUCUGUGAGCAGAGGAUGGCUUUCCCAUGCCUAGCAGUCCAGCUUGGUGGAGAGUCUGAUCUAGUGGGAUUGUCUUCUGGCUGCUCACACUGAUGGGAUUUGAGUUGUUCACACUGCUGAAGCCUUUCCAGAUGCACUGGAAACCAUGGCGAGCCCUGCCAAGGACAACUAUCGAAUGAAGAGCUACAAGAACAAAGCCCUAAACCCCGAGGAAAUGCGGCGGAGAAGAGAAGAGGAAGGAAUUCAGCUGCGCAAACAGAAACGAGAGCAACAGCUCUUUAAAAGAAGAAAUGUGGAGCUGAUCAAUGAAGAUGCCUCCAUGUUUGAUAGUCUCCUUGUGGAUUCCUACGUUAGUUCCACGACAUGUGGGGAAGGAGUGAUCACAAGAGAGAUGGUAGAGAUGCUUUUCUCAGAUGACCCUGAUCUGCAGCUAGCAACCACUCAGAAAUUCAGGAAGUUACUCUCCAAAGAGCCCAAUCCGCCAAUAGAUGAAGUGAUAAACACUCAGGGAGUGGUGGACAGAUUUGUGGAGUUCCUGAAAAGAAGUGAAAACUGCACACUACAGUUUGAAGCAGCGUGGGCACUGACGAAUAUUGCAUCAGGAACCUCCCAACAAACAAAAAUAGUCAUUGAAGCUGGGGCAGUUCCUAUAUUUAUAGAGCUGUUGAACUCUGACUUUGAGGAUGUUCAAGAGCAGGCUGUCUGGGCAUUGGGGAACAUUGCUGGAGACAGCUCUGUGUGUAGAGAUUAUGUCCUUAACUGCGCUAUUCUUCCUCCCUUAUUAAUGCUCCUUACGAAGUCCACCAGGUUGACAAUGACACGAAAUGCUGUCUGGGCCUUGUCAAACUUGUGCAGAGGAAAGAGUCCACCACCUGAAUUUGACAAGGUGUCUCCCUGCCUGCCAGUCUUGUCCCGAUUGUUAUUCAACAGUGACUCUGACCUGCUGGCAGAUGCAUGCUGGGCACUCUCCUACUUGUCAGAUGGUCCCAAUGAGAAGAUCCAAGCAGUUAUUGACUCGGGAGUGUGUCGGCGGCUGGUGGAGCUGUUGAUGCACAAUGACUACAAAGUGGCUUCCCCAGCACUGCGAGCGGUCGGCAACAUCGUAACGGGGGACGACAUCCAGACCCAGGUGAUUCUGAACUGUUCAGCCCUGCCUUGUCUCCUUCAUUUAUUAAGUAGUCCCAAGGAAUCAAUCAGGAAAGAAGCCUGCUGGACUAUAUCUAACAUCACAGCAGGAAACAGAGCACAAAUACAGGCAGUUAUAGACGCAAACAUCUUCCCGGUGCUGAUCGAGAUCCUGCAGAAGGCCGAGUUCCGCACGAGGAAAGAGGCGGCGUGGGCCAUCACAAACGCGACGUCAGGAGGCACUCCCGAGCAGAUCAGGUACUUGGUAAACUUGGGCUGUAUCAAGCCUCUCUGUGACCUGCUGACUGUCAUGGACUCCAAGAUUGUUCAGGUGGCAUUGAAUGGCCUGGAGAACAUCCUGAGGCUUGGAGAGCAGGAAGCCAACCAGAGUGGGACAGGCAUCAACCCCUACUGCAGCCUGAUUGAGGAAGCCUAUGGUUUGGAUAAGAUUGAGUUCCUGCAGAGCCAUGAGAAUCAAGAGAUCUACCAGAAGGCCUUUGACCUGAUUGAGCACUACUUUGGAGUAGAGGACGACUCAGCUCUAGCUCCCCAGGUAGAUGAGAACCAGCAGCAAUUCAUCUUCCAGCAACCUGAAGCCCCCAUGGAAGGUUUCCAGCUAUAAUGUGCCCAAGGCAGGGGAAAAACCCACCACAAACUUGCCAGAAAGCGACUGGGAGCGGCUGAUGGUCCCAUCCCCUUCUUUCAAACAGAAGGCUGAACACUCACUCCACCUUGUUUAGGAAACAACUCUUCCUUCAAACAACUAGAAACAGUGCUUUGUCCUCACCGAGAGAAGGGGAUGCCCUUACACUUUGUUUUUCUCUUUGCUGCUGCAUACAUGUGUGUUAAAGCAGGCAUCUGGGUGGAGGAAGAACACUGAGGUAACAGAUUGCACCUCUUGGGUGGUUGUUUAUUUUUGUUCUUUGUGGUGAUAUCUCCCAGGUGUCACUUCUUACCUCGGGUACUGAAUGGAGAUCUCAGCCUUGGGUUGGGUAGGAAGGCACCUAGCCACUGAGCAUUCUGACAUCAGUAAUUCUGCAAACAUGGGUUGAUCUAUUUAAAUUUUUUUUGCACAUGUUACUCUUUAUUAAAGACUCUAAUUUGCCAAGAGCAGAGUUUA